CGGACGAGCGCGAGGGAUUGAUCAUGGCGCCAGGCCCAGGUUCGUGCGAUCGCUCAAGAUUCUGGUUUUGCUAUGCGCCGUGGCGGUUUCUUGGAUAUCUGAGGCAAAUUCCUGAAAAUGCAGCUCGAUUUCUCGCACUAGCUUGCAUUCUUGCACUCGCGCAGCUCUUUCGUGCUCAAGAUCAGCCGCUGGUUCAGGAGAAUGCCGCAGUACCGCUCGUUCCAGCGUAUUUCGUCUACGGCGACUCCACUGUCGAUGUCGGCAACAACAAUUUCCUCAGGACGCUGGCCAGAGCCGAUAUUCCUCCGUAUGGCAAGGAUUUCGACACUCACGAGCCAACUGGACGAUUUAGCAAUGGCCGCUUGAGCAUCGACUACCUUGCAAAGUUCAUCGGGCUUCCUUUCCCGGCUCCUUUCCUGAGCGGACUUAACAUCACUACCAUGCGACACGGUGCCAACUUCGCUUCUGCUGGGGCUGGAAUUCUCAGUGAAAGUGGUGGCGACCUGGGCCAACACAUUCCUCUGGUCGAACAGAUCCAGCAAGUGUCUGAUUUCAAAGACCAACUGGUGUUUAAUCACGGACGAGAAGCUGCUCGCAAGUUGAUGUCCAGAUCUCUGCACUACAUCUCCAUCGGAAGCAACGACUUCAUUCACUACUACUUGAGGAACGUCUCCGGUGUAGAAUCUGACAUCUCGCCACUGGACUUCAACAACUUGCUCGUAGCAACGCUGGUUUCACAGCUCAAGAUCUUGUAUGAUGUCGGCGUUCGUAAAAUGGUCGUCGUGGGUAUUGGUCCUCUCGGAUGCACACCUUACUUUCUAUACGAAGACGGCAGCAAAACGGGUAGCUGUAUCUCCGAGAUCAACUUCAUGGUGGAGGAAUACAACAACGCUUUACGAGUCGAAGUGGAGAAGAUGUAUGAAAGCCACACAGAUCUGGACGUUAUCUACUGCGACAUAUACGACGGUUUGUUCCCGAUCGUCCAGAAUCCUUCGAGCUUUGGUUUCCAGACUGCAACCGUCGCGUGCUGUGGUAUGGGACGAUUCGGAGGGUGGCUGAUGUGCUUGCUCCCAGAAAUGGCCUGUCACAACGCAAGCACCCACGUAUGGUGGGACGAGUUUCAUCCGACUGACCGUGCCAACGAGUUCUUGGCGAAGUCCAUUUGGUCCGGCGAUUCGUUCCAACUCUGCCACGAGAUGACGCUCCAGCAACUGAUAGCUCAACCGGAUCGUAGCUCCGCGCCAUAGGAGUUCGCUCUUUCUUUCGUUCUUUUUUUUUUUUCUCUGCGAUUCUUAACGUGGGGGUUCAUGUGAACAGUGAUGUCGAUUGGCAGACCAAAAUUUCAGUAGCUACAUUUUUCC
This is a messenger RNA of Selaginella moellendorffii, 1361 nucleotides long. RefSeq names its product GDSL esterase/lipase 7. NCBI's taxonomy places the organism in Eukaryota, Viridiplantae, Streptophyta, Lycopodiopsida, Selaginellales, Selaginellaceae. Gene Ontology annotation, molecular function: hydrolase activity, acting on ester bonds. The transcript is spliced from 5 exons. The record is from RefSeq and is a predicted model, not a curated record. Bases 24 to 1247 code for a protein of 407 amino acids.